This is a messenger RNA of Musca vetustissima, 1390 nucleotides long. It is a transcript of the gene Hydr1, whose product is annotated as phospholipase ABHD3. Gene Ontology annotation, biological process: medium-chain fatty acid catabolic process; medium-chain fatty acid biosynthetic process. Gene Ontology annotation, molecular function: monoacylglycerol lipase activity; acetylesterase activity. The record is from RefSeq and is a predicted model, not a curated record. The coding region runs from base 26 to 1390 and encodes 454 amino acids. The transcript has 6 exons. Lineage: Eukaryota; Metazoa; Arthropoda; Insecta; Diptera; Muscidae.
AAAAAACACAUAAACAAACGACAAAAUGUUAUACUCUGUUGUUAUAUAUUUAACAAACAUACCACGUCUACAUUUAUGGGCAUUUGCAAUAUUAGGAUAUGUAGUUUAUUAUUUAAUACAAGUAGUUAAGCGUCCAAUUUUAGCCUGUUCCGAUGGACCUUUUAAGACGUUUUUAUACCGUUACAUACCAACAUUGGAAAUGAAAUAUUGGCCGACAUUUUGGUGUUUUGAAAGUCGUGCCCAAACUGUAUUUGCCAGUAUUAUUAGAUCUCAAAUAUUACCAAAUAUUAACUAUCGAAGAGAAAUUUUAAGGCUGACCGAUGGCGGCGAAGUAGCAUUAGAUUGGAUGGAAGAUGGCUGCGCCGAUGACAGUCCAUGUGUUAUUAUAUUGCCUGGUUUAACAGGCGAAUCUCAAGCCGAAUAUAUUAAGUGUUUAGUUUUAGCCGCAAAUCAAGUUAGUUUACGUGUUGUCGUGUUUAAUAAUCGUGGCCUAGGAGGCAUUGAGCUGAAAACUCCACGUCUGUAUUGUGCCUCAAAUUGUGAAGAUUUGUCAGAGGUGGUGCGGCAUGUGGGCAAAAAUGUACCCAAAGAUAAGUUGGGUGCUACGGGUAUAUCUAUGGGUGGUUUGAUAUUGGGUAAUUAUCUGGUACGCAAAAGUGAGGAAGCUCGUACAUAUUUGGGUGCAGCAAAUAUAAUAUCAGUGCCUUGGGAUGUUCACAAGGGAACAAAAAGCAUAGAAAAGCCCAUAUUAAAUAAUCUGCUCGGACGGCAUUUGACAAAUAGCCUUUGUAAUACAUUGAAAAGCUGUGAAAUUUUCAAAAUGUGCGAUGACAUAGAUAUGGAUAAAAUUUUAAUGUGUAAAACCAUCAAGGAAUUCGAUGCCUUAUUUACAUCCAAACAAUUUGGUUAUGCCCAUGUUGAUGAUUAUUAUACAGACGCAACGCUGCACGAUAAAUUACACAAAAUUACGGUGCCUACCUUGUGCCUCAGUGCAGCCGAUGAUCCAUUCCAACCGCUUGACGCCAUACCCAUUAAGGCUGCCGAAGAAUGUUCACAUGUUGCAAUUGUUAUUACGGCCCGAGGCGGUCACAUUGGUUUUCUUGAGGGCUGGUGGCCAUCGGUUAAGGAACAAUUUAUGAGUCGUUUAUUUGCGGAAUUUUUCUCAAAAGCUUUAUGCGACAAACGUCAGGAAUUUCAAAAUGUCACCGAAGAUAUGUAUGAAAAUUAUAAAGUAGGCAAAGAGUUGUGGCCAAAGGAUAAAGAUGCAGAUGAAGUGGCCACAUUACCAGUGGUUGCGGGUGAUAAGCAAGAACAAAAAAUGGCCAUGAAAUUGUCUUCGUCGUUUUUGAACAGUGAACAGCUGGAAGAGUUGAUGAAGAAAGAUAUUUAG